UCACGGGGAAGGGAGUCUGGGAGAGUUUGGGGUUGUAAUUGCUUCCAUGAAAUUUAGAAUCUGGGAGCUCCCAUAUAAGAGAAUGACUCGGUGCUCGGUGCUUUGAAUUGCUUCCUAAAUAAUUUGUAAUUUUUGUGCUUAUUUAGAUUCUAAUAUUAUUAUUCAUUUAUAAAAAUAAUUUGAUUUAAAACUGAGUUUAUAUAUCAAUAUUUAUAAUAAUUGUGUAUUACAUCGUGAAAUACUAGUAAUUCCGAAAAUAGCGUAUCGCCUCAGGAGUCGACCUUGUGCAGAGAUCUCUUUCCCAGAAAAAAAACAAAUUUUCCCACCUUACUCCGUCGUCGUUUCCGGUCAAUCGUACUCCACGUGGAGUGCCAUUCGUGUCUGCCGCGCGAUUGCUCCCAGGUUUGGCUAGUCCGAUCCUGAUAGAACACAUAGGCAUAACUUUUGGCUUUUGCAGGCACACGUGUGGGAGAGCUGAAUUUUUUUUAAACUUCUGGAAUAGAACCACUAACAUCAUAGCAAUGGGUGCACCAAAGCUGAAGUGGACAUCAGGAGAAGAAGCUGCACUUAAAGCUGGUGUGGCCAAGUAUGGGAUGGGAAAAUGGAGCACCAUACUCAAAGACCCAGACUUUGCUCUGAUAUUGCGUUCUCGGUCUAAUGUGGACCUCAAGGAUAAAUGGAGAAACCUUCAUGUCAUGACAAAUGGUUGGGGGUCUAGGCAGCGGGGUAAGAUUGUUGGUAAAAUCACUCAAUCCAAGAAUGAUGACGAUGAUGAUGAGCCUAUGGCUCUUACCACUGUGGUUGAGAAUGAUGUGGACAUUCUUGAUGCUAAGCCCCUUGCAACAGUUAAUGGAUCACAAACAGAAAUCUGCUCUAAGAAACCAAUCACUAGCUUGGACAAUCUGAUAAUGGAGGCUAUAGCCAAGCUGAAGGAACCUCGAGGAUCUAGUAGAAACGCAAUUUGCAUGUUCAUUGAGGAGAGCUACCAGGCUCCUCCAAACCUUGAAAGGCUGUUGGCUGCAAAUUUAAAGGUCUUAACCGAAAAAAGAAGGCUCGUAAAGGUGAAGCAUUUUUACAGGAUCGCACCUAGUGGGAUGUCAAUGGUUGAUGUAAAGAUGGAGCCUUCUCCUUUGCUUCUUGAGGGAAAGCAGAUGACACAUCUUGCACCAAGACCAGAAAGUAGUAAUGGAACAAGAAUGCUGACUAAGGCACAAAUUGACGUUGAACUGGAGAGGAUGAGAAAUAUGAAUGCACACGAGGCAGCCAUUGCAGCUGCACAAGCAGUUGCAGAGGCCGAAGCUGCCAUUGCUGAGGCUGAACGGGCGGCAAUGGAAGCAGAGGAAGCAGAGGCUGAGGCAGAAGCUGCGCGGUGUUUUGCUGAAGCUGCAACCAAGGCGUUGAACUUUCAGACCACUAUCCAUGUCUAGAUCAUUUGGCAUCUCAGUGAACAUAUGUGGAUACAGGGGCGAAUCCAAGAAUCUGGGUUGGAGUGGAAUGAAGAAUAAUUAUAUUAUGCCUAAAUUAUUAAUGGAGUGGGUUAAAUAUGAAAAAUGAAAAAAUUAUACUAAAAAAGCGAAAAAUUUAAGUUACUCUGAGCUUUAUGCCACCGUAGCCCUAAUGUAGAUCUUCCCAUGUGUGAUAGUUACAAUAAGAUUUGUACUCCACACUAUUUGUAAAUCUGUGAAAUUUUGUCCAUACCAAAAAGUGGAAGACACUUUUGUAGGGAGAGUCAAAUAUGCAAUGCCAUUUUUAAACUCUGAUAUUUAUGGAUAGUAAAUGUUGGGGAUUGUGAAUUGCUGCUUAAAAUGUUGACUAUUUUGG
Cuscuta europaea is the source of this 1821-nucleotide messenger RNA. The record is from the annotation of a GenBank genome assembly. NCBI's taxonomy places the organism in Eukaryota, Viridiplantae, Streptophyta, Magnoliopsida, Solanales, Convolvulaceae.